Dovyalis caffra is the source of this 729-nucleotide messenger RNA. NCBI's taxonomy places the organism in Eukaryota, Viridiplantae, Streptophyta, Magnoliopsida, Malpighiales, Salicaceae. The record is from the annotation of a GenBank genome assembly.
AUGAGUUGCAACGGGUGCAGAGUUCUUCGAAAGGGAUGCAGUGAGAACUGUUUUUUACGUCCGUGUUUACAAUGGAUUGAAAGCCCUGAAGCUCAAGGCCAUGCUACAGUUUUCGUUGCCAAGUUUUUUGGCCGAGCUGGUCUUAUGUCCUUCAUUUCUGCUGUCCCCGAGAACCAACGUCCUUCUUUGUUUCAAUCUUUGUUAUUCGAGGCUUGUGGUAGAACGGUGAAUCCAGUAAACGGUGCUGUAGGCCUUUUAUGGACCGGAAACUGGCACGUCUGCCAAGCUGGAGUGGAAACAGUCCUGCGAGGAGGUACUUUACGGCCGAUGCCUGAGUUACUUACAGGCAGAGGAUCUCCAUCUCCUGCAUCAGAUGAAGCGUCGGAGGUUGAAGUAGACUGUACGAACGUAUGGAAGGUACAGGAUCCAAAUCCAUCUCACCGUUAUAGAUUCUCGAAUUCGAGAUCUAGAGUCUCUCCGAAAAGAAAAGGAACUGAAGAGCCAGUGGCGGUCAAGAUGCAGCAUAACGAUCUUGAUCUUUGGUUAACCCCAAGUUUUUCCCCGAAAGGGUUUGCUUAUAAGCAAGAAAUCCGCCGUCCGGAGACCCUUUCAAUGAGUUCAGAGGAGUCUGUGACUACGAAUACAACUUGCUUUCAUGAUAGUGCUGGAUUGGGAGAUCAGUAUGGAAAUGGAGGACGAGAAACAAAGUUAUUGAACUUGUUUCUUUAG